AUGGAGGCUGGAGCCGUUCACAAGGUCGGAGACUCCGCCGGCUGGACCACGAUUGGGAGCCUCGAUUCCAAGCAGUGGGCUGUCACCAAGACCUUCCAACUCGGCGACGUUAUCUGUAAGUCUCGGCCUUUUUCCCCUUUUCCGCUUCCCACUCCACCUGCUGCAGAUUUCGAGUACAACCCACAAUUCCACAACGUGAUGAGAUUGACACACGCCAUGUACAGGGCCUGCAACGCCACAGCACCAUCGGCCACAUACACCACAGGGAACGAUUCCAUCACCAUAACCACCCGCGGCCACCACUACUUCAUCUGUGGAUUCACAGGCCACUGCCACUCCGGCCAAAAGGUCGACAUCAACGUCCUCCCAACCACCACCACCACCGUCGGUACACCUUCAUCAUCUCCCAUGGCCGCACCAACUCUGCCCUCUGCACAAUCCCCUGGCCCUUCUCCAAACACCGCCGCCUCUUCCAUGCCUUCCAUCACCCUCGCUAAAGCUCUUCUCCUCGCCUUGGCCAUCCUCGGAUUCGCAUGA
This is a messenger RNA of Linum tenue, 537 nucleotides long. Lineage: Eukaryota; Viridiplantae; Streptophyta; Magnoliopsida; Malpighiales; Linaceae. The record is from the annotation of a GenBank genome assembly.